This is a messenger RNA of Pocillopora damicornis (cauliflower coral), 1627 nucleotides long. RefSeq names its product fanconi-associated nuclease 1-like. NCBI's taxonomy places the organism in Eukaryota, Metazoa, Cnidaria, Anthozoa, Scleractinia, Pocilloporidae. Gene Ontology annotation, cellular component: nucleus. The record is from RefSeq and is a predicted model, not a curated record. Gene Ontology annotation, molecular function: 5'-flap endonuclease activity; flap-structured DNA binding; 5'-3' exonuclease activity. Gene Ontology annotation, biological process: interstrand cross-link repair.
AAGCAAGCCCUUGGUUGUUGUGUGAGACUGGCAGCUUAUCCCAAAGAUGUGUUCAGCAGACUUCUUUUGUUGUUUAGUAUGAAUGUUAUCCCAGAUGAUGAAGACUCCUCAAACAAUGGACAGGCGCAGCAAUUGUCAACACUCUACCUUGCUAAUAUUGGUAAAGUUGUCUACCCAGCAUAUGUGAUUGACAGACCAACACCAGUUUUCCACUCUCGAGAUAGCCUCAUCCAAUUCUCUGAAGCGUAUCAGCAUAAGUAUGAGAUGCUUGUAGCGCUUGAAAAUAAGAACUUUGAACAAGCCUAUAUUUACUAUCCAGAAGCUUCAAAGAAAUUUGAUGAUAUUCUGGCCAAGCUGAAAAAUUGUUCAGAAAUCUCUGCUGCACUACUCCCAGGCCACUUGCGAUGCUUCACUGCUGAGUGGGCCAUCACUAAGAUGUGUUAUUAUGGAGUGGAACUGUUACAGAAAUGGCGAAAGUAUGAUGAGGCUGUCAAUCAACUUGAAAGUCUGCUUCAACAAGACAUAUUUUGCUUUGAUUCGCGUGGACGGUGGUAUGAUAGACUGGCACUGAAUUUGCAUCAGCACUUAAAACAACCUGAAAAGGCUAUGCAGGUCAUCCGGGAAGCCCUUCUAGACCCACAUGUUCGGUUUGGGCGUCGUCUUGCCCUGAUACAGAGAGCCAAGCGCAUCCUCUCUUCCCCAGCAUUUACUAAAGGGAAGAAGAAAAAAUGUGAAGAUUAUGGAGACCUGGAGUUAAUAGAACCAGACUCAUCUAAGAGUAUCACUAUAUCUGGGACAAGAUGUGCAGAACUUGGAGUCUUCAUUGCUCCUGAGAUUGAUCAAGAUGGCCAAGUAAUUGAUGGUACAACAACCUUCUGUGCAGUGGAGGAAUAUGCCUUGUCAUAUUAUCGCCAGAAGGGAUUUGACCAAGGAAUCCAUGGAGAAGGAUCCACUUUCUCAUCACUUUACAUCUUAUACAUGUGGGACAUCAUAUUUGCAAGUGGAAUUCCAGAUGUUUUUCGAAGUCCAUUCCAAGCUGCUCCCCUUGACUUCUGCUAUGAUGCAUUUUACGAAAGUCGCAAAGAAAUUAUUGACAAGAGGCUGGAGGAAAUCUCAAUAACGUCAGUUGAGAAACUUCAGGACAUUCUGUCCAAAGCUUGGAAUGAUUACGAAGGGCAGGUUUGUGCAGGAAUAAGCUGGGAUCGAUUCACAAGUGUGGAGCAAGCAAAACAACUCGUAGCCUGCCUGGGUGGUCAGAUAAUGUCUGGGAUCUUCACUCGGUUUGCUCAAGGAUACCGCUAUUGUCGCGCUGGUAUGCCUGAUCUGGUCGUAUGGAAUUCAUCCACUCUUGAUUACAUGAUUUCUGAAGUUAAGGGUCCAGGGGACAAGCUUUCUACCAAGCAAUUAAUCUGGCUAGAUGUUUUACAGUCCCUUGGAGCUAAUGUCGAAGUCUGCUAUGUGACUGAUGUUGGCGCUAAGCGCCUUAAAGUGUCAAAAUAAAUGUCCUCCACGAGUCAGCUGGGGAUGGAAAUUCGACCUUCGCUUUGAAAUAAUAUUUCAAAUAUUAUAUGAAUUACUUCGUUACUUACUACAGAGUAGAGGAAUAAAUCGACAAGUGAAUAUUUUA